AUGCCUUCCUUGAGAGGAAAAGCACAGACGGUCUUGGGCCCUGUGGAGCCAGAUUGCCUUGGCUAUACGUUGACCCAUGAACACUUGACUAUGAACUACAGCAGCUGUUUUUGUCCACCUUCUCCAGGCCACAAAGCUCUGUCUGAUGGGCCCAUUGAGAUGAAGAACUUGUUUUGGAUUAAGCAAAACCCCUACAGCCAUAAAGAAAACCUUCUAUUGUGUCAGGAAACAGAUGCUGUGAAGGAGGAGCUGUUGCAUUUUAAAGCAGCAGGUGGUGGGACGAUUGUGGAGAACACAACCACAGGAAUUGCUCGGGAUGUGAAGACUUUGAAGAAACUUGCUGAAGAAACUGGAGUCCAUAUUGUUGCUGGGGCUGGGUUUUAUGUGGGUUCCACUCACUCUCCUCAAACACAGGCCAUGACAGUGGAGCAGCUGACAGGCAUCAUUGUUGAUGAGAUCCUCAGUGGAGCAGAUGGGACGGACAUCAAGUGUGGUGUGGUGGGGGAAAUAGGCUGCUCCUGGCCUUUGACCGAGAGCGAGCGCAGGGUGCUGCAGGCCGCGGCACAGGCGCAGGUGCAGCUGGGCUGUCCGGUUAUCAUCCAUCCCGGCAGGAGCAGCCAGGCACCCUGCCACAUCAUCCGCCUGCUGCAGGAGGCUGGGGCCAAGGCUGCAAAGACAGUCAUGUCUCACCUUGACAGGACUAUCUUUGAUACAGAGGAGCUUCUGGAAUUUGCUCAGCUUGGCUGCUAUUUAGAGUAUGACCUGUUUGGCACUGAGUUCCUGCAUUACCAGUUCCACCCUGCCAUCGACAUGCCAAGCGACAGCCAGAGAAUCGCCAGGAUUCGUAUGCUGAUCGAUGAAGGCUACGAAGACAGAAUUCUGAUGGCUCACGACGUGCACACCAAGCAUAGGCUGAUGAAAUAUGGAGGUCAUGGAUAUUCACAUAUCCUUAAAAAUAUAGUUCCUAAAAUGCUCAUCAGAGGCAUAUCCCAAGAUAAAAUUGACAAAAUCCUCCUAGCAAAUCCAAAGAGGUGGCUGACUUUUGAGUAGGAAUAAGGAAUAGGGAAGCUUGGUAAAAUCCAGCUCUGCCUCAGGAGAGCAACCAUCCCAAAACCUGCUGCUUUCCAGGGAAACUAGAAGUUGGUCAUUAUAUGUGGACAAACUGAUUAGGACUUCUCUUUUUGAUUAGAACAACAAAAUUGGGUAUUCUAGCUGCAUUUUCUCCCAUCUACAAAUCUGCUCAUGAAUGAUUUACCAGAGUUGAGCCUGCCUGCAAGAUCUUUGAGAUUUAAAAAUAAUUGUUUCUAGAAAGUAAUCUGAAUACAGUUACUAAAUAUGAACCCAAAGCAUUUCUGAAGAUGCAUCACCUGCGUCUUUGAAGGAAAUUAGGGUUUGCAGUUACAUUCCCAUUCUCCAGGAGAUGAUUUUAAUCUUUGUAAUAGUGACAAUCUUCAUAAUUUUUAAAUAAUGCUUGAUAAAAGGUCUGGGACUUUUACAUAGCUUCCAUAGACAACUAAAGGUGAAAGGAAUCUCAAAGAAUUUUAAGAGGGUAUUUUUUCUA
This is a messenger RNA of Indicator indicator, 1561 nucleotides long. RefSeq names its product phosphotriesterase related (gene PTER). The transcript has 4 exons. NCBI's taxonomy places the organism in Eukaryota, Metazoa, Chordata, Aves, Piciformes, Indicatoridae. The record is from RefSeq and is a predicted model, not a curated record. Gene Ontology annotation, biological process: catabolic process. The coding region runs from base 1 to 1050 and encodes 349 amino acids. Gene Ontology annotation, molecular function: hydrolase activity, acting on ester bonds; zinc ion binding.